UUCAGUUAUUUUCGGCAGGUGAUUAGGUGAGGGUGUACCUUUACCUAAUUUUAUCCGGCUACAAAAAUAAAGAAAAAAAUAAAAAAUAGAAAAAAAACAAACAUAAUUAAAAAUUAACUAAUUUAAUAGCUAUCAUUAAACAUGAACGAGAAAUUAAAAGCAUUCCGUCGUUUUCUCCAUUGGGGACCAAUAAUAGCUCUAAGCAUAAUCAAAUGCAUUACUGUAAUGACUUUGUAUAUGAAUUCAAUGUGGUGGCCACCAAAUGAAAGUCUCGGCGGCCUACUGAACCAGACUUUAUUCUUGUUGCUGUCGUCGAUAGCGACAUUUAAUUACGCUAUGGCCACUCUCCAUGGACCUGGUUUUUUACCCAAGGGUUGGCGACCGAAGAAUCCAAAAGAUGAACAACAUCUUCAGUAUUGUAAAGUAUGCGAAGGAUUUAAAGCACCCCGAGCUCAUCAUUGUAAAAAAUGUAAUCGUUGCGUCAUGAAAAUGGACCACCAUUGUCCAUGGAUAAACAAUUGUGUUGGUUGGGCAAAUCAUGCUCAUUUCACUUAUUUCCUUGCCUUCUCGAUUUUAGGUAGCUUUCAUGCUUCUAUUUUGCUGAUAGGCUCAUUCUAUCGUGGCAUUCAUCGAUAUUACUACUUAACUCAUGGACUUAAUCAUUUGGCUACUGUUCAGUUUGGUUUGAUUAGCAUUGUAAUGUGCAUCUUCAGCUUAGGCUUAGCCAUUGGAGUUGUAAUUGCAUUAGGAAUGCUUUUGUACUUCCAAUUAAAAUCUAUUGUAACCAAUCAAACUGGCAUUGAAAGCUGGAUCUUGGAAAAGGCACUCUACCGAAGAAGUCAACAUUCAGAUGAAGAUGAAUUCGUAUACCCGUAUGACUUGGGUGCCAAGGAAAAUAUUAAACAAGUCCUUAAUCUAUAUUGUACACCAGUAGGCGAUGGGAUUGAAUGGCCAGUUGUGGAAUCAUGUGAUCAAUACACAUUAACGAGGGAACAAUUAUGUCAAAAGCUGGAAAAACGAGCAAGGACCAAAACAUUUAAAGCUAUUCGUCCAGCGACUGGAAGUUAUGUUCCUCUCUUUUCGCAAGGAUUCAAAGUAUGUCUAUCCCCACCGUGUACUGAUGAGCCAAGAAUCAAACUACUUCCUGGAGAUGUAAUCAAAGUUACGCGUUUCCGUAGGCAUUGGUUAUUUGGGGAACGUGUAGUUGAAGAACUUGACAGUGAUUUAAAACGCGAAGGUCCCAUACGAGGAUGGUUCCCAAGACGUUGUGCUGUCGAACUGAUUGAACCAGAAAUGCCUUCAGAGAAUGAAAAUCACAGAAAGUCGAACGGAGUUGCCAAUCAUCACAGUAAUAAGAAAAAAGUUAACUAAAACGUGAUCCGAAACGAAUAAUUGAUUCCAAGCCAUAAAAAGAAUUUAUUUCUGAUCAUUAAAAAAAAACAAAAUAAUUUUCUAUUCCGAUCAGCACAAGUGGCACACUUUUUGUUUUUGCGUAUUUUGUAAAAUUGAACUUAUGCAAUGUGAACGUAUACUUAAGCAUUAGUUUGAAAAUCUCAACGUGAAUACAAUUAUAUAAUGUACGUUGUACUUCUUUUUUUUUAUUGAAAGUGAUAUAUAACUUUUUGUUUUUAAUUUAAGAAAAAAUAAAACUUAUUUAAAAUACAUAAUGUAAUGUAGUAAAUAAAGAUUAAAAUGCUUAAUAUGUAUACUAA
This is a messenger RNA of Episyrphus balteatus (marmalade hoverfly), 1712 nucleotides long. RefSeq names its product palmitoyltransferase ZDHHC6. Gene Ontology annotation, molecular function: palmitoyltransferase activity. Gene Ontology annotation, biological process: protein palmitoylation. Bases 142 to 1371 code for a protein of 409 amino acids. Lineage: Eukaryota; Metazoa; Arthropoda; Insecta; Diptera; Syrphidae. The transcript is spliced from 6 exons. Gene Ontology annotation, cellular component: Golgi apparatus. The record is from RefSeq and is a predicted model, not a curated record.